Messenger RNA from Salmo salar (Atlantic salmon), 5328 nucleotides. RefSeq names its product glycogen debranching enzyme. Gene Ontology annotation, biological process: glycogen catabolic process; glycogen biosynthetic process. NCBI's taxonomy places the organism in Eukaryota, Metazoa, Chordata, Actinopteri, Salmoniformes, Salmonidae. Gene Ontology annotation, molecular function: amylo-alpha-1,6-glucosidase activity; 4-alpha-glucanotransferase activity. The record is from RefSeq and is a predicted model, not a curated record.
CGCAAUGACAUCACAACGUCAUUUAGCAACUUUUAGCAACAAAUCAACCUGCAUCUAGCAACUUACCCUGAAAAUUAGUUGGCAACACUGGCAGUGAGCACACGGAAAAACAAGUGUGUCAUGUAGGAAUCUGGGGGCACCGCUUCCUGCUUGAAAAGGACACCAUAAAAAAGGAACGUCAAAAUGGUUCGAAGCAGACAGACCAGAGUACUGUUCCUGAAUGACAUGGAGCGACUAGAGAGGACUCUGUUCCGACUAGAGCAAGGCUUUGAGCUCCAGUUCCGGUUGGGGCCCACUCUGCAGGGAAGGCAUGUGCAGGUCCACACUAACUACCCUGCGGAGGGAGAGAAGUUUGACCGGCUUAAGUUCUGGCCUCUGGACUGGAUAAACCCAACAGGGAGAGAGGAUGACUCGGACAAGUACUGCAAACUGGACCUGCAGGUGGCAGGGUCCUACCAGUAUUACUUUUGUGCUGGGAAUGAAGAGAAGACUGGUAGUGGCUACGUAGUGGUGGACCCAGUGCUGCGUGUGGGUGCUGAUAACCAUGUACUACCCCUGGACUGUAUUGCCAUUCAGACAUACCUGGCCAAGUGCCUGGGGACUCUGGACGAAUGGCAGGACAGGCUCAGGGUUGCCAAGGAGACCGGUUAUAACAUGAUCCACUUCACCCCGCUGCAGAAGUUAGGGAUGUCUCGCUCCUGCUAUUCUCUGGCCGACCAACUGGAGCUCAACCCAGAGUUCUCUACUGAAGGGAAGAACUACACCUGGAUGGAUGUGGGCAACCUGGUGGAGAAACUGAAGAAAGAGUGGAACAUGGUCUGCAUCACUGAUGUGGUCUACAACCAUACAGCUGCUAACAGUAGGUGGUUGUGUCUACACCCUGAGUGUGGCUAUAAUCUGGUGAACUCUCCUCACCUGAAGCCAGCCUGGGUGCUGGACAGGGCUCUGUGGCACCUCACCUGUGACAUUGCAGACGGGAAGUACAGUGACCAUGGUGUUCCUGCUCACAUCGAGAAUGAACACCAACUCCACAUGCUGCGAGGUGUUCUGUUGGAUGAGAUCUACCCCAGGACCAAGCUGUGGGAGUUCUACCAGGUGAAUGUGGAGAAGGCUGUGGAACAGUUCAGGAAGCUGCUUCAGGCAGGAGGCAAAGCAGUGAGAUUAGAGAAUGAGGAUAAGAAGCGUCUGAGGAUCCUCCCGGACCCCCAUUGUCGACGCUUCGGUAACACCGUGGACAUGACCUCAGCCUUGGAGACCUUCAUACCCAAUGGCAAUGAGCCCUCAUCCAUCCAGGAGUGUUGUAACUGGUUGAGGAACAGACUGGAGGAGCUGAAUGUGGAGAGCUAUAAGGAGAUGCACUACCAUGAGGAACAGGCCACCAACUGCAUUUUGGGAAAUGUAGUGUACGAACGCCUUGCAGACCAUGGGCCUAAGUUGGGACCUAUCACCAGGAACCAUCCAGUGGUGUGUGGAUAUUUCACCUUCCCGUUUGAGGACAACUUGACCUUUGACCAGGAAAUGCAGCUGAUGAGCCAGACAGACAAAGCGUGCCAUUUCCUGGCCCACAACGGCUGGGUGAUGUCAGACGACCCCCUGAGGAACUUUGCAGAGCCAGGCUCUAACGUGUACCUGAGGAGAGAGCUGAUCUGCUGGGGAGACAGUGUGAAGCUGCGUUAUGGUGAGAAACCAGAGGACUGUCCCUACCUGUGGGCCCACAUGAAGAAGUAUACAGAGAUCACAGCCCAACACUUUGCGGGCGUGCGGUUGGAUAACUGUCACUCCACUCCUCUACAUGUGGCCGAGUACAUGCUGGAGAGAGCUCGCGAGCUGAAGCCUGACCUGUAUGUGGUGGCUGAGCUGUUCACGGGCAGCGAGGAGCUGGACAAUGUCUUUGUCACUAGACUGGCCAUUACCUCCCUCAUUAGAGAGGCUAUGAGUGCAGGGGACAGUCAUGAGGAAGGCAGGCUGGUCUACAGGUUUGGUGGAGAGCCUGUGGGCUCGUUCGUCCAGCCCAGCCUCAGACCUCUGGUGCCCUCUAUCGCCCACGCCAUGUUCCUGGAUGUUACCCAUGACAACGAGUGUCCUGUCCAGAUUCGCUCUGCGUACGACUCCCUCCCGAGCUCUGCUAUCGUCUCCAUGGCCAGUUGUGCCACAGGCAGUACUAGAGGAUAUGACGAGCUGGUCCCUCACCAGAUCUCUGUUGUGAAGGAGGAGCGCUUCUAUCCGAAGUGGAACUCGGAGGCCAAGCCCUCCUCUGCAGGAGAGGUGAACUCCCAGAGUGGUAUCAUCGCUGGGAAACUGGCCCUCAACAAGCUGCACCAAGAACUGGCCUCUAAGGGCUUCUCACAGGUCUAUGUGGACCAGGUGGAUGAGGACAUAGUGGCAGUAACCAGACAUUGCCCCAGCACACACCAGUCUGUGGUAGCUGUGUGUCACACUGCCUUCAGGAACCCCAAGACCUAUCAAUAUAGACAGGAGGUUCCCCCCAUGUGCAUCCCAGGUAAAAUAGAGGAGGUGGUCCUGGAGGCCAGGACCGUGGAGAGGAUCGCUGGGUCUUACCAGAAAGACCGGAAGAGCAUCAACGGUCUGCCUGACCACACAUUAGAGAUCAGAGAACACAUCCAGCUACAUGACAGCAAGAUUGUGAAACAGGAUGAUGUCAUGUGUAAGGGCCGCAGUGAAUUUGUCCAGGAGAUUGAAUUCGAACACCUCAGCCCUGGUAGUGUGAUAGUGUUCAGGGUGAGUCAGGACCCCAAGUCCCAGGAGCUGGUGGGGUUUCUGAGGAGACACCUGGUCCAGUUCAGUGACCAUUACAAGACGGGCAGUAUGCCUGACAACAACGCGCCAGCCAUACUCACUACUCCACUGGCAGCUAUUAUGUCCAAGGUGACCCUGGCGGACAUGAACGUGUUGCUGUUCCGUUGUGACGCUGAAGAGCAGGAGGACGGUGGAGGCUGCUACAACAUCCCUUCCUGGAUGAGUCUCAAGUACGGAGGCCUGCAAGGUCUGAUGUCGGUGAUGGGGGACAUUCGUCCCAAAAACGACCUGGGACACCCCUUCUGUGACAACCUGAGACAGGGGGAUUGGAUGAUCGACUACGUCAGCAACCGGCUGGUCAUCAAGGGAGGAGCACUGGGCGAGGUAGGCAAGUGGUUCCAGGCGAUGUUUACCUAUCUGAAGUGCAUCCCUCGCUACCUAGUGCCAUGCUACUUUGACUCCAUCAUUGUUGGGGCUUAUACCACCGCCUUGGAUAUUGUGUUCAAUAAAAUGUCAAACUUCAUCCAGACUGGUUCCACCCUGGUGAAGCAGUUAGCUCUGGGAUCAGUACAGAUGUGUGGAGUGGGCCUGCACCCCGCCCUUCCCCCCCUGGCACCCACGCUGCGUGACGUGCCCUACCGUCUCAAUGGCCUUACCAACGAGAAAGAGCAGUGCUGUGUGUCACUGGCUGCAGGUCUUCCUCAUUUUGCGGCUGGGAUGGUCCGUUGCUGGGGCCGGGACACAUUCAUGGCACUGCGAGGUCUGAUGCUGGUGACAGGAAGACACCUGGAGGCCAGAAACAUAAUACUGGCGUUCGCUGGCACCCUGCGGUAUGGCCUGAUCCCCAACCUGCUGGGACAGGGGACUGGCGCCCGCUAUAACUGCCGUGACGCAGUAUGGUGGUGGCUGCAGUGCAUCCAGGACUACUGCAACAUGGUGCCUGACGGAGUAAACAUCCUCAUGUGCCCUGUGUCAAGGAUGUACCCCACCGAUGUGUCCCAGCCACAGCCCGCUGGAACCUGGAUCCAGCCCCUGUAUGAUGUCAUUCAUGAGGCGAUGACGCGUCACAUUCAGGGGACGGAGUUCAGGGAGAGGAACGCUGGACCACAGAUAGAUCGCAACAUGACCGAUGAAGGGUUUAAUGUUGAGGCCAAGGUGAAUGAAGACACUGGAUUUGUCUAUGGAGGAAAUCGUUUCAACUGUGGGACGUGGAUGGACAAGAUGGGAGAGAGUGACGAGGCUCAUAACAAAGGAAUCCCAGCUACACCAAGGGAUGGCUCUGCAGUGGAGAUAGUGGGUCUCUGUAAGUCCACAGUGCGCUGGUUAGUGGACCUUCAUACGCACGGCUUCUUCCCUUACGCAACCCUCACCAUCCUUAGUGAUGGUCGUAACAUCUCUGUGCCCUAUGAAGAGUGGAACAGAAAGAUCCAGGAGAACUUUGAGAAGAUGUUUUACGUGUCUCACAACCUUCAGGACCCCAAUGAGAAACACCCAGACCUGGUGCACAAGAGAGGCAUCUACAAGGAUAGCUAUGGGGCCUCCAGUCCCUGGUGUGACUACCAGCUCAGGCCGAACUUUGCUAUCGCCAUGGUGGUGGCUCCAGAGCUGUUCACAGUGGAAAGGGCCUGGGAGGCACUAGAGAUGGCAGAGAAGAAGCUGCUCGGCCCCCUGGGAAUGAAGACGUUAGAUCCAGAUGACAUGAAGUACUGUGGUGUCUACGAUAAUGCUCUGGAUAGUGAGAAUUUCAAUGUUGCUAAGGGCUUCAACUACCAUCAAGGACCUGAGUGGCUCUGGCCAGUCGGCUAUUUCCUACGAGCCAAACUGUACUUUGCCAAGAAGAUGGGGCCAGAGAUAUACGACAAGACUGUGUACCUGGUGAAGAAUGUUCUCUCUAGGCAUAACAUCCACUUCGAGAGAUCGUCUUGGAAGGGUCUACCUGAGCUGACUAAUGAGAAUGGCCAGUACUGUCCCUUCAGCUGUGAGACUCAGGCCAAGUCUAUCGCCACCAUACUGGAGGUUCUGCAUGAUCUGUAGAUGGAGAACAUCUUAUUUUCUUUUGCAGUUUUCACAAAUAUUUCCUUUAUGCAGUAUUUUCGUGAAGCCCUUUUAACCAUUAUGCCAUACCAUAGCUAGAACCAUGUGGCUAUCUCUACAAAACUGCCUUAAACAACAUAAACCUCUUUGUUACAUGUUGAUAUAAUGUCAAUGUAUGUUUUCAUAAAUGUGGCUUGCAUAUUCAUUGUAGUCAAUACAUAUUUAAUUGCUUUAAAAUUGGUUAGACUAUUCAGUACAUUCAGAAGUACUUUUUUCUUAAUUCUGCAUUCUCAUCGCUGCAGGGGUGAAUUGUCCCUUCUUCCAGUUCUAAAUGCUGUCUCAUACUAUAUAUAUAUAUAUAUUAUUUUGUCCUUGUGACUGAGACAUUAAACUGUGAAUCAGAAAUAUGAAUCAGAUCCACCACAAGAAUAUGCUUCACAUGAUACACCACCAUAAUAAAAAAAAUACCAAUUCACAUUUUUGUUCCAGUCCAAACUUGUGUGGAUCACACCAGUAGAAAUAAAUCAUAUGAAGUAA